Messenger RNA from Acanthoscelides obtectus, 3601 nucleotides. The record is from the annotation of a GenBank genome assembly. NCBI's taxonomy places the organism in Eukaryota, Metazoa, Arthropoda, Insecta, Coleoptera, Chrysomelidae.
CGCACCUGUCAAACUGACCAUUCCGAAAUUCUCCGUUUUAUCUUGACGCGCACUUGACAACCCGCUUCUGUUGUUUCACGCAGUUUAUUUUUAUCGAAAAUUGAAAGAAAUACCGCGUUACUCGUCGUACUGCCCAGCCAAAUUCCAGUGAAGCGCCUUUAGUGUAUAAUGGUAAAAGGUUUCCCUAAAAUACAGGAGGGUAAAUCAAGAGAAUCCGAAGACGGCGACAAGUUCUGUUUGGGAGACCUCGAUCUCCUGAAUUUGAGAAUAAAGUACCUAUUGAAUCAGUCAUUGCAUCUAGCAUUACGUCGAACGUUUGCUUUCUAAAAAUUCAACUAAAACAAUAAUAUCGAUUAGGUUGAAUUUUUCAUCUGACGUUGAUCCUCGUAGCAGAAGAUCAUCUACAGCAAGUCCGAGGCACAGACAUACUGAAAGGGGUUCAGGCGAUUCAUAUCCGUCUUCCAGGCAUAGACACCCGUUGGAGAGAUCUGAAACUAGAACCCUGAUACCAAACAUAUCAAAAUUACCACAAGGUUAUGGUAGUAGCGUUUCUAAACCAUCGCCGAUCCCAUCCGAGAACCUUGUGCUGCUGUAUUCAAAAGACAAGCCGGGCUUUGUUUGCACCGAGCAGAUUGACAAAAGGGAUUUUUUGUUCCCUAGCAGAAAGAAGACCAGGACCAGGGUCAUUAACGUUGUGUCUGAUGAUAGAAUGCACAGGCAGAAAGUUUGAUCUAGCUCCCGUAUCAGCAAAGUAGAUAGUGGAUGUUUCCCCUUCAAAUUGACGCCCAGUGGAAACCUGAAAGUCGAAACUUCGCAGGUUGUUUUUUCUUCAAAUAAAUUGAGCGUUUUGGUGGCAGAUCCUAAAAAUACCAAGGUCAAUAUUCAUCCAGAGCCUACUUAUAGUAAGAUGGCGCAAGAGACGGAAGUUCCUAAGACAUCAGCAAUGGACGCUAUCAUGAGUCAGGCAGGCCUAUCCAGUCUGGGCACCCUGAUAAGCAACACCCCAGUACGCAGUGCUCACAAAGAAGCCUCAGAAUACGAAAGCAAGCAAACCUCGGAGAUAUUGGAUCCGGAAUUGAACCUCUGCAGGCUCGGUUACACGCGAGCCGAAGAGAUCGCCUGGCAGAAAGUUCAACUCCCCGAAAAGAAGAAUCUCUACCUGGAGUUGUACUCCAGGAUAACCAACUAUACGAACGCGGAUUGCAAGGUGUACAUUGACAACGAAGAGUUCAACUGUCACUUGAUCGUGCUGCAGUGUUACUCGGAGUUGUUCGACGCUUAUAUCGCCGUCAAAAAGGUAGAGCUACCUGCAGACAAGUGUAGCGCUUCAGCGUUUGCGUUCAUUUACGAGUGGAUGAUCACCGGCGAGCCCUCGUAUAAAGAACUAAGUAGGGAGAACGUUUUAGACAUAUUCAACUCUGCCAAGUAUCUUAAAAUAAAAGAUCUGGUAGAGCAGUGUUGGGCAUUCAUUGACCACAAUGGAGUUUUCAUGGAAGAUACAGCGUUCCUAUUGUAUAUGGACGCGAAAGAAAAGAACCUUCCUGAAGUAAGAGAGUUGAUGUUGCCCAGGAUCCAAGAAUUCUUCCUUAUGCUUGUUAGUUCGCAAAAUUGGUUAGAGUUAGAUAUAGAAGACGUCAAGUGCUUCCUGAAGUCGAAUUACAUUUGUGUUAACUGCGAAAUGGAGGUGUUCAUGUCGGGCGUCAGAUGGCUGAAACACAAUUGGCACGACAGAUCCGAAUAUACGCACGCGAUUCUGGAAUGCGUACGAUUCGGCAACAUCGCGCCCUGGCAACUGGUGGACAUCAAGAGGAACCCCGAGAAUCCGGAUUUCAUGGAACUGGCCCAGGAUCCGAAAAUUUGCAAGAUGAUAGACGACGGCUUAGCAUACGUAAUAAUAAAGUACUGGUACGGUCAAGAAAACGACGAAUUCCAGCACUGGAACUCAGUCUUGGGUCUCAAUGAACCACCUCCUAGGAAUUGGAGUGGCUCGGAUAAGACCUACUUUACUUACAGAGAAUUUCUGAUAUACUUGGAUCAGUAUAGAAGAAAUCAACUGUCAGAAAAAAAUAAACCGCGUCUGAAGAAUUCAGAUUUGAAGGAUGGUUCCAGCAUGGAGAUGCGGAAACAUGUUCCGAUGGACAGGUCCCCUAGGGUCCCUACGAUGGAGGAAUUCCUCUCGAAGAAGAAAGACACAACGAUUAGUCCUCAUCUUAAGAAACUGAACUUUUUAAACAAAGUUCUGCCGCCGAUGUCGAAGCAAAGAAAAAGUCGAGAAGAAGCAGCCGUUGUUUUACAAAGAGCUUACAGGAAAUAUAAUCAGAGAAAGUUGGAGGAAGCUUACAAAAAUUCCAGGAAAACCUUCAGGAUAGAAGACCGGCAAAAUAGUAAUAACAAAAAACAUACCACUCUAAGACCAAGACUCGAAAAUAUAUUCUUCAGCAAAAUGUCGCUUAACAGAAACAGAACCUCAGAAAACAUGUUUUGCCCAACGAGAAAGAAAUUAUUGUUGGCAUCUUCGCUUUUCAAUGAAGCUGUUGAAAGCGUCUUAAUUUUUGGCGGGGGAGCGGACCCUAGCCGCAACGAGCAAGGGACCGAGAGCUAUAUAUCAGACUCAGCGUGGAGUUUUGACCCAAUCAAAAGGGUCUGGUACAAUGAAGCUCCCUUAUUGGAAGCUAGGAAGAAUUUUGGAUUGGUAGCAUUCGGUUCCGAAAUUUUCGCUAUUGGUGGUCAAGGAAGAAAUUUCAUGGCACUGAAGACAGUCGAAAAGUUUGAUCCGGACACAAAUCGUUGGACCAAAAUGGCGGCAAUGCAUACAGAGCGUACGGGCUCAAGCAGUAUCAAAUACAAGAAUUCCAUUUGGGUUAUGGGUGGCUUGUACGGCACUAACAAGAAAGUCAAGAUUCUUGAUAGCAUCGAAAGUUAUGACGUCAGGCAUAACCAAUGGACUAAAAUCAGCCACGCCAUGAACUUCCCUAGAUGCUUCUCCUCUUGCAUAGUGAUGUGCGAUACGCUGUAUGCAAUCGGUGGUGCGGGAAAGACUCCCGAAAACAAGAAAAACACCACAAGCAUUGCAGCAGUGGACGCGUGGAACGACAAAAAGAAAUGCUGGCAGAAAAUCACCGAGUUGAGCAUACCAAGGCACGGGCACGUCGUAGCGUAUCUUGGAACUCAAAUUCUAGUCAUCGGAGGAGUUACCACGACGUAUAGCAGAGCUCUUAGUAAUGUGGAGUGCUUUUGUAGCCAAAGAGAAACUUGGAUACGAGGAGUUUCCUGCCUUCCCACACCUGUCUCUGGACACUCUGUAGUCACCUUACCACCUUCUUCUUUAUUGCAUCAAGAACCGAUGCCAAUUCUUCAAGCUAUAGGGGGAUUCUAAUAUAAUGUACAAUUUCUGUUCAUGAGCUAAGUCCGGUCCUGUUGUCAGUUCUACAGCAUAGAAUUCUGUAACGUUAUCUUAUAAGCAGCACAUUGUGUUUCAUGUCAUAUGUAAGUUAAGCUACUUGUCACUAGAUGGCACUAAAUACUAAAAUUUACCUUACACUGUUUUUGGAACAUAUUUACAACAAUUUACACUAUUUUUAUUUCUGUUAUGUUAUUAUAC